Molecule: messenger RNA, 1056 nt
Organism: Morchella sextelata
Lineage: Eukaryota; Fungi; Ascomycota; Pezizomycetes; Pezizales; Morchellaceae
Exons: 2
Coding region: 1-1056 (351 amino acids)
Source: RefSeq, a predicted model, not a curated record
AUGCCACCAAAACGCAAAUCCACCGCCAAACCCCCUCGCCGCAAAAAACAGCAGCGUAAAGCCGUCGAUGAGCCUGCAACCAUUAAAGCACGGAGUGAAGCACCUACCAUAAUAAUAGCUCAUGGCGAUAGCGGUGAUGGGGAUAAUUCCCCGCCUCCGCAGCCGGCCAUUUGUAUCAGCUUUACUGCCAUUAAUACGAAAGCUGGCGCCCAACUGAACAGGAAGAUGACGCCGCCGGAGCGAUGCAUAGAGGAGAGCACUGCGUUGUUGUCAAAAGCGCAUGCUACGCGCACUAGAAACCGGGAAACACUGAAGAAAGACAAUUUGGGAAACGUCGAGGAGGGUACUGAGCUUUCGGCGAAGAUGCGUUCGACCCGGUUGAGAAAGGUAGAAAAUACGAAAAAUGAUGAGGUCGUCGAUUCGACAGUUAUAAUACCCGCGGCUGCGGCGAAGGUAGGGAAGGAAGAGUCUUUAAAAGUGGAUAUAGAACCUACAAAGGAAAGUCCGAAAGUAAGCAUUGAGGAGAAUGUCGGAGGGGACGCUGUAGGGGUUGUAGAAGAGAGUACUGAGAAGAGGACUGAGGGAGGCGCUGAGGGUAACAUUGAGGUCAACAUUGUGGGUAACACCGAGAACCCCGAACCCUUAGUAAAAAUACCCGCACCCCGAACCAGAAAAAAAACAGCUCCCAAACAAAAAGCCAAAGACGCCGAUGAUCAUUCCGAGCUCAAGGCCGAUGCCGGGGCAACAAUACCCACCAAAGUGCGCAAGCCCCGAAAACGACCGCCCCGUCCACCGUUUGAGAAGUGGGUAGACCCCGAUCCCUACAUCCCCCGGACCACAAUCUCAAAACACGCAAAGCAGCCUGUGCCUGUUUCGUUUCCACCUCCGUCUACACACAUGCUGGAAAGCCGGCCCACACAGAACGGUUGCUUGUGGUGUAGGUGGAACCAUAAGUGUAAUCCAGACAAAGUCAAGAUCAGGAAGUCGACUAUCGGGUGUAAGGAGUGCAACAUACCGCUCUGUCGGGAAUGCUUUGUUUCUUUUCAUGCUGGGUAG